AUGGAAGAAGAAACUAUUCAACACAAAGAAGAAAUAUGGGAUUUAGUCUCAAAAUAUAUUGAUGAGAUUGUUACAUAUUCUAUAAGAAAUGAAUUAUACAAAUUUACAGAUAAUUUACUUGAAAUUCAAUUGAAUUUUUACAAGACUCAAAAUAAAUUAAAUAUGAGUGUCUUUGUGAAUUCAUUAAUCUUAUUUCUAUUAGAACUAAGUCAUUGUGGUUCUCAAACAAACACAAGUCUUAUUCCUAGAAGAGCUUGUUCUGAUUUUAUUGAAAAUAAAGAAAGUUCUCAGGCUUUGUCACAAUGGUGUGAUGAUUUUAUUGGAUUUUUUACUAUUAAUUCAUCUAUUCAAUCAACACUAUUGAAUUAUAUUACCUCUCUAGUAUUUCUUAUUAAUAAUUUCAUAUUUCAUUAUCAGAAUUAUACCGAUGAAAAAGUAAUUUUUGAAUUAUGUCAGGCUAAGUUACAACUUAAAAUAUUGUUUGAUAAACAACCAUCACAAGCAUCAAUCUUCAACCAAAAUUUAAAACAACCAACACCAUCAUUAGAUGAAUCUACAGAAAGUGAGUCACCCUUUAUUAUUCCUGAAAAAGUAAUUUCUAUCUUACACACUAAUAAACCGUAUAAACACAAUGAAAAUAAAGAAGAAAAGAAAGGAUCAGAAGCUAUUGAUUUAUUUGAAGAUAAAGAGCCUGAUAAUACUAAUACUAAAGAAGUUAAAGUAUUAAAUAAUCCAGAGAAAAUAGAAACACCUAAACUUGUUAACAGAUUUAGUUUCUUUAGUAUUUUUAAGGAAAAAGAAUCUGAAGAAGAUUUAAUUAAUGAAGAAGCUUCUUUGGUUCAAUUAAAAUCACGAAGUGAUAAGGAUUUAAAGAGAUUGUCUAUUUCCCAAAGAAACCAUUUCAAUUUUAAUUUUAUUAAGAAUAGUAGAAAGAAUUUAUUGGCUGAAACUUCGUUAAGGAGUAAUGGAGUUUCUCCAAUGGAAAUUAUUGAGAACAAAGAAGAAAAUGAUAAAGAACUUCAUAUGGAAAAUGAGUCAAAAAUUCUUUCAUUAAAGAAAGAAGAAAAAGAAAUUAAUAAACCAAAAGAAUUAACAACUUCUAAGAAAGGUUCAUAUCAAACACUUCAAACUAUUAUUAAUAAUUACAAAAACCAAAAAGAUAAAAAAGAAUUAAGGAAGGUUGACCAAAAUAAUAAAGAGAAUGAUGAAGAUAUUGAAUUUAAAGUUUUUAUGAAAAAAGGAAGAGAUGAAUUAGAAAAAUCAAAAGGACAAAUAAGGAAAAGCAAUAUAGGUGAAUGUGAAGUGGUUGGAGAAAGUAGUGGAAUUAUUGAAAUUGGUGAGAGUCAGAAUAGUCAAGAGUCUGAAGUUCAUUACGUCCAACCAAUACAACUUAAAGAAACACAUGCAACAUUACCACUUUUUAGUGUAAAAGAAAGAGAUCAGAAAGGUUUUAGAAUAGAGUGUGGUUCAUUAGUAAAUUCAUUAAUAGAAGAGAAAGAAACAAAAUCACCUAAAACACCGAAAAGUAUUAGAGAACCAAAAAGAGAGAAAAAAACACAAAUAGUUAAACAAAUGCCAGAAGUUAUUGAUGUUGAUUUUAAUGGAAGUGAGUCAGAUGAAAGUGAUGACCUUAGUUUAAUUAAAAAACAGGUUCAAAUAAACGAAACAAUAAAACAAAAAAAUGAACGGUAUAAAGAAAUAAAAAGAAUUAAAAUAUAUAGAACAUUAUAUAGUUUAGCUAAAUUCAAAGAUGGAAAUUGGUUAAUAAAAAGAAAUGUUACCUUAGGAGAGAAAGAUAUUGGGAUUUAUAUAAAUACUUCUCCUAAUAAAAUAGAGAUUCAUGACCUUAGAAAAAGUAAUGGAGAAGUAAGUCAAACAUGGAAUUCAAGAAUAAUUAAAGACCAAUCACUUGCGUUAAUGAAUGUAUAUUCUGUGAGAGAUGAAGUGUAUUGUGAAAGAGAAUUCAAAGAAUUUGUUAUUAACUUAUUAGAGAAUAGUGGAUUUAUUGAGAUAUACACACUGCGUUUGGACAGAAAUUUGACUGACAGUUGGGUGUUUGUAUCACCAUUUGAUCGAAUAACUGGACAUAAGUCACAUGAAAAAAUUCCAAUUAAUAAUCCACAUUUAUUAUGUGUAUUUCCUGUACCAAUUAUAUUAGAAAAAGAUGAGUAUUAUGUUAUUUAUCAUAACUAUAUUAAAAGAAGAUCAACAAAUGAUUAUUUAGCGAUACAAAUACGAAUGAGAUGA
Entamoeba nuttalli P19 is the source of this 2247-nucleotide messenger RNA. RefSeq lists its product as hypothetical. The transcript has a single exon. The coding region runs from base 1 to 2247 and encodes 748 amino acids. The record is from RefSeq and is a predicted model, not a curated record. NCBI's taxonomy places the organism in Eukaryota, Evosea, Mastigamoebida, Endamoebidae.